This is a messenger RNA of Mercurialis annua (annual mercury), 1554 nucleotides long. Its product is annotated as autophagy-related protein 18b. The transcript is spliced from 12 exons. Gene Ontology annotation, cellular component: extrinsic component of membrane; cytosol; phagophore assembly site membrane. Gene Ontology annotation, biological process: protein lipidation; autophagy of mitochondrion; nucleophagy. Gene Ontology annotation, molecular function: phosphatidylinositol-3-phosphate binding; phosphatidylinositol-3,5-bisphosphate binding; protein binding. Lineage: Eukaryota; Viridiplantae; Streptophyta; Magnoliopsida; Malpighiales; Euphorbiaceae. The coding region runs from base 174 to 1271 and encodes 365 amino acids. The record is from RefSeq and is a predicted model, not a curated record.
AGAAUGAGAACUGGAAUCCAAAUCCCACACAAAUUGACAACAUUCCUAUCUUCAAAUAAGAAUUUGAUAUUCUUUGUCUUAAAUUUGUCAACGCUUAUGAUUGACUCCAAGUCCAGCAAAUUAAGAUCAACAGUUAGAGUGUUUGUUCGUCGAAUCAAAAUCAAAUUCAAUUAAUGAGCAGUACUCAUUAUCCUAUUUUCUCCGCUUCAUUCAAUCAAGAUAACAGUCGUCUCGCAAUUAGCUCUCGCGAUGGUAUCAAAAUUUUUGAUCCUAAUACAGGCCGUCUCUAUUACAAACGUGUUGGAGCUUUUAAUGUAGUUGAAAUGCUAAACAGUACAAGUCUUCUUGCUAUUGUUGGUGCUGGUGAACAGCCUACGUUAUCGCCAAGGCGUCUCUGUUUGUUUGAUUUCAUAACUGGAACUCCUCGCCGCGAAUUGAAUUUUUUGACUUCCAUUCUUGCUGUUCGAUUGAAUAAAAAAAGGCUAGUCGUUGUUUUGGAAGAAAAAACUUUCAUUUAUGAUUCAAAUAGUAUUGCAAUGCUGGACACUAUUGAUACAGUUCCAAAUGCAAAAGGACUUUGUGCAUUUUCCCCUAGCUUAGAUGGUUGUUUCUUGGCUCUUCCUGCAAGUACAACCAAAGGGUCAGUUUUGGUCUACAAUGUCAUGGAACUCCAGUCACAUUGCCAGAUAGAUGCUCAUCGUGCACCAUUGGCUGCAGUGGCUGUUUCAUCGAAUGGGAUGUACAUUGCAACAGCAUCUGAACAGGGAACCAUUAUCAGAGUUCAUCUAGUUCAAGAAGCCACUAAAUCAUACAGUUUUCGAAGGGGGGCAUACCCAUCAACGAUAUUUUCCUUGUCAUUUGGACCUCCAAUGCAGUUUCCAGAAAUUCUUGUAGCUUCAAGUUCUUCAGGUUCUGUUCAUGCCUUUUUACUGGGGUUUGCCAUAAAUCAGAGGCGCAGAAGAUCAAGUAGCUUUCUAGCGUCCAUAUUACCUGAUUCUGUAAAUGAUGCUUUAGAUCUAUCCUAUCAUCACGUGCUUCAUAAUGCUGUUCCAGCUGGAGUGAAAAGCUAUGUAGUAGUGCGCAAGGUGGACAAGAUCGAUGACGUCUCUGAUUCUUGCAGUGCCACCAUAUCAGUAAUAACCUUCAAUGGGUUCUUCGAGGAGUACGCUGUAAAUGUUAACAUUCUAAAUGAAUCUAAAUGGAGUUUGAAGCACGAAUUCAAUCUUUUAACCGUGCUAUCAGGUGAAGAACAACAUUUUCAACUGGUAUGAUACAGCUUGACUAUCGCUGACAUAACAACUGAACUGAUUAGUCGAACAUGAAGAAAUCGACUCUCCGCUGUUGAUAAGAUACCGGUCUUUCUAAUGUUAUUAGACGGCAUAGAAAGCCAUGAUUUGCAGAGAGCUGACAACAACAUGAGCUAAGUUAAGACUUCACCUAUGUAAAUACACAUUAUAUGGAAUUUGUAAAAAAAAAUUAAGCUUAUUUUAGGUUUAUGUAUAGCUUGGCUUGUAUAUGUAGUAAAAAAAUUAAGUUAUGAUGUAUAUUUGUGUA